Messenger RNA from Lonchura striata (white-rumped munia), 2252 nucleotides. Its product is annotated as mitogen-activated protein kinase kinase kinase 3. The record is from RefSeq and is a predicted model, not a curated record. Gene Ontology annotation, molecular function: protein kinase activity; protein binding; ATP binding. Lineage: Eukaryota; Metazoa; Chordata; Aves; Passeriformes; Estrildidae. Gene Ontology annotation, biological process: protein phosphorylation.
CAGCCGAGCUCCGGGCGAGCGGUGCCGAGCCGAGCCGUUCGGAGCCGCGCCAGGCGCUGGGACCCGAGCUGGUGACACCAGCCCCGGGUGGCCGCGCAUGUCCCUCCGCGGGUGAGCCCGGGUGGAUGCUUGAGAGAGGAGGAUAAGGCACAAGAGUUUGGGACCGGUGGAAUGGAGGCCUGAUGUAGAUGGAAAGAUGGAUGAAGAAGAAGCUCUGAACUCUAUUAUGAAGGAUUUGGCAGCGUUGGGCAAGUGUGGGGGGCUGCUGGACAACAACAGGAAUAAAAACAGUGUCCACUCCAACAAACAGCAGCGAAGUGUCAGGAUCAAGUUUGAGUAUGAAGGAGAGAAAAGGAUUAUCCAGUUUCCAAGACCAGUCAAAUUCAAGGAAGUGGUGCAGAAGGUCACGGACGCUUUUGGGCAGACGAUGGACUUGGUCUGUGUGAACAAUGAGCUCCUGAUCCCACUGAAAUCCCAGGAAGAUUUGGACAAAGCCAUGGAACAGUUGGAGCUGAGCCCUUCCCUGAAGAGCCUGCGGAUCCUUGUGAGCGCUCCAAAGAAAGCGAAUCUCCUGCAGCCCAACAACAGCAAGCAGCAUGAGAUGAGGAUCUCCAGAUCCAUGGGUGAUAUCAUGGGAUCCCUGUACAAAGACUCCGAGAGGACGCGCAAGUAUUCCACAGGCUCCCUGCACACCGGCCGCAGCUCUCCGCCGCCGGGCAGCGUUCCCGAGGAGCAGCAGCAGAUCGCCCGCCAGGGAUCCUACACCAGCAUCAACAGCGAGGGCGAGUUCAUCCCCGAGACCAUGGACCAGAACAUGCUUGAAGCUUUCAUCAGCCCUGAUGACUCGCUGUCUGGGAGCUGCCAGUCACUGGACAGGUCUGUGGACAGCCCUCCCUUUCCCCAAACCCCUGUUCCUGGAAGGAAGAGCCAUCCCAAAGACAGUCUUGAUUGCAUGGAUUUUGACAUCCCAUUCUGUGAGAGGUUUGGGAAAGGUGGGACCUUCCCGAGGCAGUACCAUCUGUCCCAGAGUCGCAAGGACUACAGUGAUGGCCGGAGGACUUUCCCCAGGAGUUACUUCCCACAGGAGAACCUGUUUCAGCUGGUUCCUUCCAGCAGAACCAAGAGCUUUACUGGGGACAGCAAGCUCAGCACCUUGCAGUAUGAUGAGUACAGACCCAAGUGUUGGAACAAUUGUGAAAAGGGUCUGCAGGCAUUCAGCACCUCCCCGACAAAAGCCAGGAACUCCCUGCAGGCACCUGUGAACUGGAGGCUGGGGAAGCUGCUGGGAAGAGGAGCUUUUGGGGAAGUUUAUCUCUGCUAUGAUGCUGACACUGGGAGGGAGCUGUCAGUGAAGCAGGUGCCUUUCGACCCUGACAGCCAGGAGACAAGUAAAGAGGUGAAUGCUUUGGAAUGUGAGAUCCAGCUGUUGAAGACUCUCCGUCACGACAGGAUCGUGCAGUACUAUGGGUGCCUGCGGGAUCCUGAGGAGAAGAAACUGUCUAUCUUUGUGGAAUACAUGCCAGGGGGCUCAAUAAAGGACCAGCUAAAAGCUUACGGUGCUCUGACUGAGAACGUCACACGCAAGUACACCAGGCAGAUCCUGCAGGGAGUCUUCUACCUUCACAGCAAUAUGAUUGUCCACAGGGAUAUUAAAGGUGCCAAUAUUCUGAGAGAUUCUGCUGGAAAUGUGAAACUUGGAGAUUUUGGGGCCAGCAAACGCAUCCAGACCAUCUGCAUGUCUGGGACUGGGAUUAAAUCUGUCACGGGAACACCAUACUGGAUGAGCCCAGAGGUUAUCAGUGGAGAGGGCUAUGGAAGGAAAGCUGAUGUGUGGAGCGUGGCCUGCACCGUGGUGGAGAUGUUAACGGAGAAGCCGCCCUGGGCAGAGUUCGAGGCCAUGGCGGCAAUUUUUAAAAUCGCCACGCAGCCGACCAACCCCCAGCUCCCCGACGGCGUCUCCAGCUCCUGCCGCAACUUCCUCAAGCAGAUCUUCGUGGAGGAGAAGCGGAGGCCGACGGCCGAGGACCUGCUGAGACACCCUUUUGUCAACUGCGGGCUCUGAGCGCCGGCAGCGGGGAUGGGAAGCGCCGGCGGGAGGUCGGACCUCACCCGGGGCUGUCCUGACAGUCCCUUCUCACUCGCUGCUGCCUCGGCCCCGCUGCGCCCUUGGAUUUUCAAGCUGCUCUCGGGACUGUCGGGGAUUCAGAGCGAGGGAUUUCCCGGCCUGUGUGGGUGCUGGACCACGUAACCUC